Messenger RNA from Dipodomys spectabilis (banner-tailed kangaroo rat), 2111 nucleotides. RefSeq names its product CCM2 like scaffold protein (gene Ccm2l). The record is from RefSeq and is a predicted model, not a curated record. Bases 40 to 1800 code for a protein of 586 amino acids. Lineage: Eukaryota; Metazoa; Chordata; Mammalia; Rodentia; Heteromyidae. The transcript has 10 exons. Gene Ontology annotation, biological process: heart morphogenesis.
GUGGCCUGGAGGGUGACAGGAGUAGAGGGGCGCUUCACCAUGGAAUAUGAAGUCAAGAAAGGGAAGAAGGGCUUUGUGUCCCCCAUCCGAAAGCUGGUAUUCCCCAAGUCUGCACGGCGAGCAGCCUUUCGGAACAGUGUGAGCCGCCGGCCCCUGCACUCCAUGCCCCUUUAUCCUCCAGAUUAUCUCAUCGACCCCCAGAUUCUGCUGUGUGACUACCUGGAGAAAGAGGUCAAGUUCCUGGGCCACCUGACUUGGGUGACUUCCUCCCUGAACCCCUCCAGCCGGGAUGAGCUCCUGCAGCUGCUGGACACCGCCAGGCAGCUAAAGGAGCUGCCCCUGAAGACCACACCGGAGCAGGACAGCAUCCUAAGCCUGUCUGCUCGCUGCCUGCUGCUCACCUGGAGAGACAAUGAGGAGCUGAUCCUGCGCAUCCCCACGCACGAGAUCGCGGCUGCCUCCUACCUGCAGGACGACGCACUGCACCUGCUAGUCCUGAAGACCGGUCUAGGCGUGGACCCGGUGCCGGCCGGCGUGGACGCCAGCCCCGGAGGCGCGGGGCGGGAGGCGGGCCCGCCGGGCGCGGCGCCCGAGAAGCGGCGGGUGGGCACCGCGGAGCGGCGCCACACCAUCUGCAGCCUGGACUGGCGCGCGGCGUGGGGCGCGGGCUCGGGCGCGGGCGGCGAGGCCCGGGCGGCGGGCGGCGGCGGAGGCAGCCUGGAGCGCCAGCGCGCCGGGGCGCCGCGCGCGUCGGGCAGCUGGGAGCGGCGGCAGACGUUCAGCGGCAGCUGGGAGCGGCGACACGCGGGCGGCGGCGGCGGCGGCGGAGCAGGAGGUGGCGGAGGCGCUGCCAAGCCGGGAGGCAGCUGGGAGCGGCGGCAGGCGGGGGGCGGCGGCAGCGGCGGCAGCUGGGAGCGGCGCCACCCGGGUUCCAACCCGCUGGACCCGCAGGACCCCAGCCCCGAUGCCUACUGUAACUUGGUCAUCCUGGCUGUGGCCAACAGGGAUGCUGCUGAGGAGUCCUGUGCCCUCAUCUGUCAGGUCUUCCAGAUCACCUAUGGGGACCAGAGUAUCGAGUGUGUAGACCGGGCUGGCUACCACUACACAUCCACACCAGAACGGCCAUGGCUCAGCAGCCGCAGUGAGAGCUGCCGUACAGAUGGGACCUAUGCCUACGAUGCCGACUUCAGCUGCUGCAGCUCCUUCAAUGGCUCCCAGGACACGUUUGAGGCGUGUUGCAGCGGUACGUCCACGCCUUCUUUCCAUGGCUCCCACUGCAGCGGCAGCGAUCGAAGUGGCCCCGGCUUUGAGCAGUUACAGGAUUACAUGAUCACGUUGCGGAGUAAGCUGGGGCCCCCUGAAAUCCAGCAGUUUGCUCUGCUCCUGCGGGAAUACCGGCUGGGGCUGCCCAUCCAGGAUUACUGUGCGGGCCUGCUGAAGCUCUAUGGAGACCGGCGCAAGUUUCUCCUCCUUGGGAUGCGGCCCUUCAUCCCGGACCAGGACAUCGGCUACUUCGAGGGCUUCCUGGAGGGCGCGGGCAUCCGCGAGGGCGGCAUCCUGACCGACAGCUUCGGCCGCAUCAAGCGCAGCAUGAGCUCCACCUCGGCGUCGGCCGUGCGCAGCUACGACAGCGCGGCCCAGCGGCCCGAGGAGCAGACCUUCCACCGGCUGCUGGCAGACAUCACGCAUGACAUCGAGGCACUGGCCCCCGACGACGACGACGACGACCAGGACGAUGCCUGCCACGACGUCCACGAGUCCCCGGGUGGGGGCGACACCGGCGAGGACAACUACCUCUAAGCCGCUGGCUGUGCCUCCCUGCAGUACUGAGAGUGUCCUGCAGGGGGCGCGCGAGGCCGGCGCUGUCAGCACGGGGAACCCCAUUCUGCUUGGGUCCCACUCAGCCCAGGACUCUAGUCCUCCUCGAGGCCACUCAGCUUUCUGAAGUCUGCAAGGUCAAGAUGGUCUCCACCUGCUGGUAGACAGAAAAGAACUCCCGGUAAAUUCCCCAAGCACACAAAGCAAAAUGUAAUAUAAGAAAAAUAAUAUUUCCAAACGCCUCUGCUCAUCCUACUUUACAGAUUAGAAAGCUAGGGUUUUUUAAAAAAAGA